Leucoraja erinaceus (little skate) is the source of this 6071-nucleotide messenger RNA. It is a transcript of the gene mcf2l2, whose product is annotated as MCF.2 cell line derived transforming sequence-like 2. The record is from RefSeq and is a predicted model, not a curated record. Gene Ontology annotation, cellular component: cytoplasm. Lineage: Eukaryota; Metazoa; Chordata; Chondrichthyes; Rajiformes; Rajidae. Bases 289 to 4050 code for a protein of 1253 amino acids. Gene Ontology annotation, molecular function: protein binding; guanyl-nucleotide exchange factor activity. The transcript is spliced from 34 exons. Gene Ontology annotation, biological process: intracellular signal transduction.
UCAAUGCUAAUAGAAAUGAGCAGCAAGCAGCUCUGAUGCAGAAAUUCAUCAGCUUUGUCCUCGCAUCUCCAAAAAUAUCCAGAUGUCUGAGCCCUCUUGUUUUAAGUCUGUAUUUUGUAUUUGUACAUUGUAUGUAUUGAAGAUGAACAAAAAUAGUCUGGGGUGGAAAAUAACUGCAUCAGCUCCUGUAUCCUGAAUGGAAUAUUGCUACUGGGAGUGGCACUUGCCUUUGUGUGUCUGAGGGGCUUCCACGGGAGCCGUUGUAGAUUUGGAGCUGAGGACCGGGAGAUGCUCCUCUGCCUCCGAGAGGAAGAAAUGUCACACCAAGAACUCACACAGCGACUGAUCAAUGUCAUCACCCAUGUCGAUGAAAUUAUGCAACAAGAAAUCAGACCCCUGCUUGCAGUUGAUAUUAUUGAACAGCUACAUAAACAGUUUGCCAUCCUAUCAGGGGGACGGAGCAGAGAUGGGGCACCAAUCAUCACUUUUUCAGAACACGCUACCUUUGGGGACCUUUCUGAUGAGGAUUUUCUGAAUGUAGUAACAUACUUGACCAGCAUCCCAAGCCUGGAUGCUGCCAGCAUUGGAUUUAUUAUCAUUAUAGACAGAAGAAAAGACAAAUGGAGCUCAGUUAAAGCAUCUUUAAUGCGUAUAGCAGGAGCAUUUCCAGGGAACCUGCAGCUUGUGUUUGUACUGCGACCUUCACGGUUUAUCCAGCGGACCAUCUCGUAUAUAGGCAUCAAGUUUCAACGAGAUGACUUUAAAAUGAAGGUACCGAUAAUUAUGUUAAACACCAUAACGGACCUGCACAACUACAUCGAAAAAAGUCAGUUAACAAAAGACUUAGGAGGUACUCUGGAAUACUGUCACAAUCAGUGGAUUCACCACCGAACUGCCAUUGAAAAUUUUGCAAUGACGGUAAAGGCAACAACCCAGCUGUUGCAGUCAUUUGGCACUGAACUUGCAGAAACCGAAUUACCAAACGAUGCCCAGUGUACAAGAGUGCUCCUCACCACUCACACAGAAAAACACACUGAUCUAAAGGAUAAACUGAAAUUGGCAGUUAAAGAAGGAAAUACGUUAAUAGUGUGUAUUAAGGAGCCACUUACUAAAAAUCCUACCUAUACGCUGAAUUCUGAUGAACUGGAAAAUAUGGCUACUGUUGAAAGGUUACUCAUACAGCUGGAUGAAACUGAAAAUGCCUUUGACCAGUUUUGGUCCAAACACCAUCUCAAACUUGAACAAUGCCUACAGCUUCGGGAUUUUGAACAAGACUUCCGUGAGGUGAAGAUCAUUCUGGAUUGUCUAAUGGAAACACAGGCUUCGUUCACUGAUAUUGGAGACAGUGCACCAUGUGUGGAACACCUCCUAAAGGAACUUAAACUCCAAGAAGAGAAAGCACAGGAAUCCUUAGGAAAGGCACAAUCUUUAGCUCUACUUGGGGACCAGCUUAUCCAAAGCAACCACUAUGCCAUCGAUUCCAUCCGACCAAAGUGCAAUGAACUCAGGCGAAUAUGUGAUGAUUUUAUCAAUGAAAUGAAGAAAAAGAAUGACGUGCUUGGAAGAUCACUUGAAGUCCACAGGCAACUGGAUAGCGCCAAGGAGUGGUGCGAAGUGGGAAUCUAUCUCCUGGCAUCUCAGGCAGUGGAUAAAUGCCAGUCUCAGGAAGGAGCAGAAGCUGCUCUCCAAGAUAUCGAGGGCUAUCUCGAAACUGCCGCACACCACAAGCUUACCAACGCUGAGGAGUUGCAUAAACAAUUUGAACUGUUCCUUACCUCAGAGAUUAGGGCCAAAAUUCAAACAAUUCUUCAAAAGCUUGAAAAUGUUUACGAAAUGAUUGAAAAACGUCAAGCUAGUUUAAAGAAAUUAGCAGCGAAACAGACACGCCCAGUUCAGCCUGUUGCCCCGCGACCUGAAUCAUCUCCAAAACGCUCCUCUCCAAAACCAGUCAAACCACCAAUCCUCACUCCCAGUAGAAGGAGUUUAGAUAACAUUAGCAAUUCAAAGCUGCCAACAGAGACAGAAUUAGCAAAGAAAAGAAAUAUGAAGAAACCAAAAGGAAACAUAAAGAUUGAAGUGAUGCUUGAAGCCAGUCAGGGGGGAUCCAGUCCCAUCCAAGUAACAGCUGAAAGUGAAGAAAACCUGUCUACAAGGAGGGGGCACAUCAUGAAUGAAUUGAUUGACACAGAAAGGGCAUACGUUGAAGAACUCCAGAGCAUCAUCGAGGGUUAUGCUGUUGAAAUGAACAAUCAAGAGCUGGCUCCUCUGAUCCCAGCUGCACUUAAGAAUAAAAAGGAAAUCCUAUUUGGAAAUCUUCCAGAAAUCUAUGAUUUUCAUAACAGGAUAUUUCUAAAGGAGCUUGAAAAUUGUGUGGAGAAUCCUGAGCUUGUAGGAACGUGUUUUUUAAAGCGGAAAGAGGAGUUACAGAUUUAUGAAAAGUACUGUCAAAACAAGCCACGUUCAGAAGCACUCUGGAGGCAGUGUGGAGAUUGCCAAUUCUUUCAGGAAUGCCAGCAAAAACUGGAUCAUAAACUUUCACUGGAUGCCUACCUUUUGAAACCUGUUCAGAGGAUUACAAAGUAUCAGCUACUAUUAAAGGAAAUGCUGAAGUGCAGUAAGAAUUCAGAAGGCACAGCUGAACUGGAGGAAGCACUGGAGACCAUGAUUAGUAUCAUUAAAUCAGUGAAUGACUCCAUGCAUCAGAUUGCCAUUACAGGAUUUGAGGGAAAUUUAAAUGAUCUUGGGAAGCUGUUGAUGCAAGGAUCGUUUAAUGUGUGGACAGACCACAAGAAGGUUCACAGCAAGGUCAAGGAUUUGGCACGGUUCAAACCUAUGCAAAGACAUUUAUUCCUGUACACAAAAUUGCUGCUGUUCUGCAAGAAAAGAGAGGAAAAUGCAGAUGGCCAUGAGAAGUCUCCCUCGUACAGCUUUAAACAUUCGUUGAAGAUGAGUGCUGUUGGGAUCACAGAAAAUGUAAAGGGUGACAUUAAAAAAUUUGAGAUCUGGUACAAUGGCAGAGAAGAAGUUUACAUUAUUCAGGCAUCAUCUGUCGAACUGAAGAAUCUGUGGGUUUCUGAAAUUCGGAAAGUACUGACAGGACAAUUGCAAGCUUACCGAGAUGCAAGCCAGCUAAACCAGAGGAUACAAGAACAUGUGUAUCAAGCUCCACUAACUACACCCAACAGAUACAUGAGGAAAUCAUCUUUACAGCAACAAGACAACAAGGGCGAUCCAGAACUGAACAAGCAAGAAGAGAACUGCAGCUCCAAUAACAGACUAAAGAGAGCUGAUGUUCCUUCCAGUCAUAACCUUGACCGUUCAUCUCUUGCUAAAAAGCGAUUUACAUUGCAGGGCCUUUCCAAUCGCAGACCUCAGCAGAAAGAAUCACAGUCUAAGGAACCAACAGUAAUCCGGCGCAUUUCCCUAGCUUCCUCCAUCAGUGCUUCAGGAAGUAAAGGAUCACUUUAUGGCCCAGAUGUUAAAGCUAAAAGAUAUGAAAUAAAGAGUGACCCAACUCCUCUGGGGUUUGAAGAGGCAUUGUCCGAUCCUUUCCUGAAUACAACCAAACGUCACAGCACCACCAGCUACGUAACAAGAUCUGCUUCCCAGACAGGUUGGCCAUAUAAACCAAUCCCAUCAUUAGACACUUCGGAGGAUUUUGAAACUAUUCCUUCAAGUAUGGAUGAGCUUUCAAACUCCUCAGACAUGGAUGAAGAAAUAUCGAAUAAAACGACUCCAAGUCUGUUCCGUGUAGAGGGCAUUUGUGAAUCUAAUUCCAUUGAGGAGCUGGCAGUACAGAAUGGCGAAGUGGUUGAGAUGCUCGAAGAGGGAGAAGAGGGACAGUGUCAAGUAAGAAGCCUGGUAACCUAUCAAGCAGGAUGGAUUCCUUCCACCCUUCUCCAACCAGUUGGCUCCGAACUAAACCCGGAUGAGGCUGAUAACAAUUCAGAUUUUUACAGUGAUGCGUGUACUGCAGCGUUUGCUGAUAGUGAAGACAAGGAGAGUACAGACUUGGAAAGCUAUACUUCAGGGACCAGGACUGAAAGCUGAUCAUGUUGUGACCAUCUUCAUCUCUCAGACGUCAGGCUUCAGUCGGGCCUACAACAACCAAGGAUCUUGGUGCACGUCAGUAGCUGGGCACAUGAUGUGAGAAAGUACAUGUGACUGAUGAAAAACUGUGCAGCUGUAUGUAAAGAACUGGGUUUGUUUGUAAUGGAUUCAUUUCUUCAAGACAAAUGCUCCUUGGUCGUACAACAACAGGUAUAUGAGUGUUAGCAGAGGCCAGGUUCCUGACGACAAAUCCAGUUCUGUUUUUGCAGUUAAAGUUUUGGCUUCCCACUUAUCUAUUUUGUUUGAUGGAGCAAAUCAAAGUAAGUGAAAGGGGAGUCAUAAAAUCUGGUCAAGUUUUCACAUGUCGAGAUGAACCAUGCCAGCAUUUCAUGUUUCCCAAGAACACAGACAACUUGACUCAUCUGACUCCUGUGGUGUUUCUGGUCAAGAAAAACAACCAAAUGGAAAGAUACCAAGAUAAAGAUAACUAUGCCUCAUUGUGGGUGCAUUGAUAUUGCGAAUGCCAUGUGAAAAGAAUUUUCUCAAGAAAUGAUUUUAGAUCUGCAGAGGAAAUGUGGUCAAUUUAUAUAUUGUGGAUGGCUAUGACCUAUUUAACCGACUUCUGCUCAACUAACAGUGACUUUAACUGCACCCUUGGACAACCACUGUGGGGCCAAAGAACAUGUAAAGAUUUGCAUGGAAAAUGACAAAAAAUGUGACUGGUGAAAGAUGUUCAAACUGUUGCUGGAACUUCAGUGUCAAGUACUGUGUGAAGGCUGUAUGAUGGUUCAGCUUGCAUGUUGUGAUUGUAUUUUAUUGAACAUUUCAAAAUGAUCCUUCAAAAAAAACCGAUUCAACAAUCUUGACAAGUAUAUUGAGUCUUCUAAAGUAAAGAUCUUUAAAGAUUGGUUAAUGUGAAAUGUUUUAUGUGUCUUUAACAGAAAUAGAUGUCAAUUUAUGCAAGAGGUGUUAUUGAGAUUUGGUUAUCGGUUAAUUCAUGUCUUAUGGUGAAUUAAAAAAAAACAGGAAGUAAUGUUUUGGUAUGAAGUUUAGACAGACGAUGAGAAAAAUAAUGAGCGUGUUUCAUGAUCUUGUGAGUAUGGUGAAUAUUCACCUUCCCCAGAAAUCAGAGCAGAACCUACUGCAAUCAGUGUUACUGGGGAUUCAAUGGCCAAAAUGAUUGUCAUUUUAAUUUAGCUUUUAUUAAAAUAUUAUGAACUACAGUUUGGUUACAGAAAUAUCAAGAUUCAACAUAAACUUUGAAUAAAUACACACCAUUUCUUUCAAUUUGCUGGAUUGGUGGUCAGUUUAUAGUCAUGCUUUGCGAUUUGUCCUCGAUAUUUAACCAUAUAACCAUAUAACAAUUACAACAAUUUCAGUGACCAUACACAAAAAAAAGCUUCUUUCCAGCAAUAUUACUAUGUUUAUUUUAUUUUUUUAAAGCAAUAACCUGUGAAAAACCAUGAAAAUCAAAACUCUUGUAGAUGUUGGCAUUCUGAAACGGAAACAAAAUGCUAGAAAUACUUAGUGUGUGGAAAGAGAAAUGAAGUUAACAUUCAGAUUGAAGUCCUUUCAUCAGAACGGGGAAUGAGAGAAGAUAAGUUCAAGCCAGAGAAAGUGAAAAUGAGGGAGGAAUGGGAAUAGGAGAAAGGGAAUAUCCCAGAACAGUGGAUGAGUGGAGAGAAACCACUGGUAGUUGGAUCUCAGCCCAAGGGCAUAAUGGAAGGCCCUCAUGCCAUCCCACUGCUGUUUGGAGGGACUGAGUAGUGUUGACAACUUUCUCACUCCCAAAUAAAGUACAAAAGGUGGCGUGCCGCAUCGGUGUGGGUAUGGUGCAGGCCCGGGAUGAAUGACGGAGGGGGCUGGCGGCUAGCAGAUGGUAACCAUAUAACCAUAUAACAAUUACAGCACGGAAACAGGCCAUCUCGACCCUUCUAGUCUAUGCCGAACACGUAUUCUCCCCUAGUCCCAUAUACCUGCGCUCGGACCAUAACCCUCCAUUCCUUUCUCGUCCAUAUAAC